Magnolia sinica is the source of this 3662-nucleotide messenger RNA. RefSeq names its product pentatricopeptide repeat-containing protein At3g02330, mitochondrial. Gene Ontology annotation, molecular function: RNA binding; protein binding. Gene Ontology annotation, biological process: RNA modification. Lineage: Eukaryota; Viridiplantae; Streptophyta; Magnoliopsida; Magnoliales; Magnoliaceae. The coding region runs from base 354 to 2966 and encodes 870 amino acids. The transcript has a single exon. The record is from RefSeq and is a predicted model, not a curated record.
AUGGCUGGUGGGCCAUAAAUGGGUCGUACAGUAGGAAAUUUCUCCAGACCAAUCCAUCAAUCGCUUUGCCUUUUUCUGGAUGGAAUGUUGACCGUAGACUACGUUUGUUUACUACCGUUGCUUGAAGGCCACUGAUCAGAUAGCAAUAAUCAUCUAAUAGAUGUGAAAUUUGAACUGUUCUCUAUCCACAGUAUGGGUAAGUAGAUGGACGGCUCCGAUUGAUCCAUCACUUUCCACGUGUACUGUGGAGAGACCGCAACACACCUGUCUGCACAUUGGCUCCCCUUUUCAAAUAACAGUAAUUCAAAAUCUCAACGGCUCUCAACCGCUACAAGGCAUGAAUACCAAAAUCCAUGGCACUCACCACUCCACACCUUCUAACGAGACUACUUUCCUUGCUACCUUCAAAAUACCCCCACAAAAACCUCUCCACCUCUUCUCUCUCCCCACCAUUUUCAAAUCAGACACCCCCCAUGAAGAAAACCUUCUCUCACAUCUUCCAAGAAUGCUCCGCUGGAAGAUUGCAUGGCUCGGGUAAAAAAGCCCAUGCAAUGAUGAUCACAUCGGGCUUUGUCCCGACUGUCUUCGUCUCCAACUGUUUGAUCCACAUGUAUAUCAAAUGCUUGAACAUGAAUUAUGCUCGUGAAGUGUUUGAUAGAAUGCCUCAAAGAGACGUGGUUUCUUGGAAUGCAAUGAUUUUUUGUUAUACUAGCAUUGGCUUCAUGGAUUCAGCACAAUCUAUCUUUGAUGCAAUGCCAGAAAAGGAUGUGAUUUCCUGGAAUUCAUUGAUUUCGGGGUACUUGCAAAAUGGAACUUAUCAAGCGUCGGUUGAGCUCUUCUUGCAGAUGCGGGAAAUGGGUAUGAAACCAGAUCGGACCACAUUGGCUGUACUUCUUAAAUCUUGUUCAGUUUUGGAAGACUAUGAGCUUGGAACUCAGAUUCAUGGUCUUGCUGUUAAGAUGGAUUUGGAUGCCAACGUGGUAACAGGCAGCUCUUUGGUUGAUAUGUAUGCAAAAUGCAAGAGUUUGGACGAUUCACACCAGCUUUUUACAGAGAUGCCCGAGCGAAAUUGUGUGUCUUGGAGCGCAAUCAUUGCGGGGUAUAUUCAGAAUGAUCGCUUGAUGGAUGGCUUGGAUUUGUUUCAAGAAAUGCAGCAAGCAGGAGUUCAGGUGAGUCAGUCUACUUAUGCGAGUGUCUUUAGAUCAUGUGCAGGGCUGUCAGCAUUGAAUUUGGGCCGUCAGAUUCACGGCCAUGCACUGAAAAGCAAUUUUGUUUCUGAUGUUAUAGUAGGUACUGCUGUUUUGGAUAUGUAUGCAAAAUCUGAUAGCAUGAAAGAUGCUAGAAGGGUCUUUUGUUUGUUGCCGAAACGUACUUUGCAGACUUGGAAUGCAAUGGUUGUUGGAUACGCACGAAACAAUCAGGGAUUGGAAGCUUUGAUGCUAUUUCAGGUCAUGCAGAGGUCUAAUGUCGGUGUUGAUGAGAUCAGUUUGUCUGGUGUUUUUAGUGCUUGUGCGGGGAUUGAACGGUAUGUAGAGGGAUUGCAAGUUCAUGCAUUAGCAAUCAAAACUAGUUUUGAAUCGAACAUUUGUGUUGCAAAUGCAGUUUUGGAUAUGUAUGGAAAAUGUGGAGCUUUGGUCGAAGCUCAAGGAGUUUUUGACAAGAUGGAUCAAAGAGAUGCAGUCUCUUGGAAUGGUAUUAUUGCAGCAUAUGAGCAAAACGGAUGUGAUGAGCAAACGCUGUUUUGUUUUGAUCAGAUGCUACGUUCGGGCUUGAAACCUGACGAGUUCAGUUAUGGAAGUGUCCUUAAAGCUUGUGCGGGUUUGCAGUCUUUGGGUUGUGGAAUGGAAAUCCACAAUCAAAUUGUCAAAUCUGGUCUGGGUCUGGACUCAUUUGUUGGAAGUACUUUGGUAGAUAUGUAUUGUAAAUGUGGAGUUAUGGAAGAUGCGGAGAAGCUCCAUGAUAGAUUAGAAAAGCAAACGAUGGUGUCAUGGAAUGCAAUCGUAUCUGGAUUCUCGAUGCAAAAGCAAAGCGAGGAAGCUCAGAAGUUCUUCCAACAGAUGCUUGACAUGGGUCUUAAGCCUGAUAACUUUACGUAUGCUACGGUUCUUGAUACAUGUGCAAAUCUCGCCACUGUUGGAUUAGGAAAGCAAAUCCAUGCACAGAUUAUCAAGCAAGAGUUACUGAAGGACGUGUACAUAUCGAGCACUCUCGUUGACAUGUAUUCAAAGUGCGGGAACAUGCAAGAUUCUCUGCUGAUGUUUGAAAAGAUGCCCGAGAGGGAUUUCGUGUCAUGGAAUGCCAUGAUUGCAGGCUAUGCACAACAUGGUCUUGGGUUAGAGGCACUUAAAAUGUUUGAAAGGAUGCAACAGGAGAAUGUGAAACCAAACCAUGCGACAUUCAUAUCAGUUUUGCGUGCGUGCGGGUACAUGGGUCUUUUUGAUGAAGGGUCACAAUUCUUCCAUUCAAUGCUGAGGGACUAUGGAUUAGAGCCACAAUUGGAGCACUAUUCGUGUAUGGUGGAUAUAGUGGGCCGAUCAGGGGAGGUCAAUGAUGCAUUGCAGCUUAUCUAUGACAUGCCAUUUGAAGCUGAUGCUGUUAUAUGGAGAACUCUACUUAGUGUUUGCAAGAUACACGGCAAUGUCGAGGUGGCAGAACGGGCCACCAGUUCUAUCCUGCAAUUGGACCCUCAAGAUUCAGCUGCCUAUGUCCUUCUAUCAAAUGUUUAUGCUGAAGCAGGAAGGUGGGCUGAGGUUUCAGAGAUGAGGAGGAUGAUGAAGCGGAACGGGCUUAAGAAAGAGCCGGGUUGCAGUUGGAUUGAAGUGAAGAGCGAGGUGCACGCUUUUCUUGUGGGGGACAAGGCUCAUCCAAGAUGUGAAGAGAUCUAUGAGAGGUUGGAUAAACUGAUUGGAGAGAUGAAGUGGGCUGGGUAUGUGCCAGAUAUGGAUUUUGUUCUUAGUGAUGAGUAAGCGAGGGAAGAGUUGGGAAAAUGGCUUGGAAUCAGUAACAGUGGUUAACUUCAAUCUCCUGUGUAGCACAAAUGCAGGCUCUACAGCUUCAAGCAUUUUGGGUUGAGUCUCCCGGACAGCGGUUUUCAUUGUUGAAGCAUGCAAAGAGUCAGUGUAGUAGUAUUUCAGUCAUUGCUUGUUCUAGCUAACCUUUGGUCUGCCUCAAGUGAUGGUACACCGAUCUUUAUCAGACAUAUCCGACUUCACAAACCAGAGAAGUGGGAAAUGCAGGUAUUUGCAAGAGGAGAAACGGUCUUUCUGGACAUGGCAUGAUCGAUUUUUGGGGUUUAUGAUUACAGAUGAACCAUGUCCAUGAUAUUUUUGAAAAUGGGAUCUUUCAAAUGGGAAGUAGUUUGCGAUCCAACUUGAUGAAUCUACCAGGAAAUGCACCUUAAAGAUGGUUGAAAGGAUGGGAAAUUUAGUAAUCAAAUGGAAAUCUCCACCUCUCAGAGUAUAGAAUGUAACUGUCGGUAGGGUUUUGAGGGACCCCACGGGAACACAUUAAGAUGGCGAUCUUGGGUCUGGUGUGCACAAGAGAUCAAAAUGAGGCAAAAAUUCAAGCUUGAAGAGAAGGUUUAAGACUGGCAAUCAUCAUUUUUUUAAAAAAAAUUUCCAGAUAAUUAAAUAUUGGAGGGAGAUUCUCAAACAGCAGUGUGC